This is a messenger RNA of Dichotomopilus funicola, 1524 nucleotides long. RefSeq lists its product as uncharacterized. Gene Ontology annotation, molecular function: DNA-binding transcription factor activity, RNA polymerase II-specific; zinc ion binding; DNA binding. Gene Ontology annotation, biological process: DNA-templated transcription; regulation of DNA-templated transcription. The coding region runs from base 1 to 1524 and encodes 507 amino acids. NCBI's taxonomy places the organism in Eukaryota, Fungi, Ascomycota, Sordariomycetes, Sordariales, Chaetomiaceae. The record is from RefSeq and is a predicted model, not a curated record. The transcript is spliced from 4 exons. Gene Ontology annotation, cellular component: nucleus.
AUGGCGGCCGCUCAUGCCGCCUUCGUGUGUUUCACUUGCAAAGCCCGGAAGAAGAAGUGCGACAAGGUCUUGCCAUCCUGCGGUUACUGUAGUGGCAAACGGGUACAUUGUACCUACGCCUCCCAGCUAACACCAUCGACCGAGAUUGGGCCAAGGACCCCGAGCACAACCACAGACACAGAUAUCGGCACAGGCACAGGUACAAGCCCCGCCGCUCGCCAUGUGUCUGUCCUACGCUCUGCACCCUUGGCGGCCGACGUGCGUUUCACGUUGAACACGAUCCCAACCGAACCGUCGGCGGCCGCGGUGAGCCUCUAUCUCGAAGCCAACCGCCUCAUCCGUGCUACCGGCCAGUUCCCCGACGAAAUUUACACCCGGUACCGGCUCGGCAUCCAUACUCACCUACCCGUCAUUUGUUUAGAGACGUUCGACAACAAUCUCUUCACCCUAGCAACCGCUCCGACGCCCCACUUCUCCGUCCUGCUUGUUGCCAUAUGCUUGAUAACCUACCUCCCCGAAGCGGUCCCGCAACCCGCAGGGGCUGGCGCCCGAUCCACCAUUGACCGGACCACUCUUCACCUCGCUGCCCGGUCCCUUUUUGCCCAGGUCCGAGUAUCGUCCCCGCACUCGGUCCAUCUAAUCCAAGCGGGCCUGCUUCUAGCCGUCUACGAAUAUGCCCGGGGCCAUGCUGAUGACGCCUUUACCUCCCUUGGCGAAUGCACCCGGAUGGCCUAUGCCGCCCAUAUCUGGCGUAAUAUUUCCCCACCUCGGCCGCCAAAUGCCAAUCUCGAGGAUCUGCCAGGGCAUUCGGCCUCCUCGUACUUAGAUGCCGAAGAAGCAACCAAUACUUGGUGGGGACUCAUCAUCUGCGAGCGUGCAAACGCCCCGCUGCCCAGCGAGCCCGAGGCGUUAGCCCAAGCUGCCCAACAUGGCAUUCCAGAACUCGGUUUGAAACCGAAUAGCACUGUCUCUUCCCUAGCGUCGGACGAAGUCGGUGGGUUUGGUCGAGCCGCCCAAGCCGCUCUUCUGCUGGAUCAGGUCUUGAAGAGUUUUCAAACCCCGAACCUCGACGACCGGCUGGUCCAGCUCGAUGGACUAGAUACUGCUCUCCGGACCUUCUUAACGGUGGUACUGGAGCAGUCCCACGGCAAGCCGGGCCCCUUUUGCGGCGCAAUAUCACUGGCUAUCAGAGCCCUGUUUACGCUUCACUUACACAUCCUCGACCAACCUCGGCAGACAGUGAGCGCCAAGUUCAAAUCACUUGACCAAUGGCGCGGAGGCUCACGAGCGGCUCUUGAUACAAUCAUCAAGAUGGUUGUCGACAUCGCCGAUUCCCACGAUCAUGUUCCACCGGAACGAAUGGAUUCACUCCCACCCAGCUUUUGCUACGACGUCAUUUUAGCGCUGCGGCACAUUCAUACCAAACCACAAGUGGAUACCUGGCUGCGGGAGGCCGAGGAACGGCUCCAGACCUCGCUCGAUCGAUUUGAUCUCCGCUGGGGGGUCGGGGCCAGGCAGCCCUGA